Suillus fuscotomentosus is the source of this 1464-nucleotide messenger RNA. RefSeq lists its product as uncharacterized. The transcript is spliced from 8 exons. The coding region runs from base 1 to 1464 and encodes 487 amino acids. The record is from RefSeq and is a predicted model, not a curated record. Lineage: Eukaryota; Fungi; Basidiomycota; Agaricomycetes; Boletales; Suillaceae.
AUGGCCACUUUUGAUGUGCUGUCUAUGGCCUUGGUCCGUAUAUCGCAGACUAUCCUGAACAGUCUUUAUUAUCCUGCACUAUCCAAGGAUGGUGCCCUCGGCUGGGGCAUUGUUGAUCAAAUUUUGCCUUUCACAGCAUACUUUCCACGUGCGGAUAUUCACGAGCUCCUUGCUCCUGAUAUUCUGCACCAGAUUAUCAAGGGCACAUUCAAGGAUCAUUUGGUCAAGUGGAUCGACAAGUACCUUAUUAUUACAUAUGGUGAAGCACAUGCUGAGUUUAUAUGGGCUGAUGUUGAUUGUCGCAUUGCAGCUGUGCCCUCCUUCCCAGGUCUUCGUCGAUUUCCACAGGGCCAAAAAUUAAAGCAGUGGAUGGGUGAUGAUUCAAAGGCACUAAUGAAGGUUUUUCUACCAGCUAUUGCUGGACAUGUUCCAGAUAGAGUGGUUCAAGCUAUUAGUGCCUUUUUGGACUUCUGUUAUAUAGUCCGCCGUUCCAGUCUUGAUGAAGGUGUCACACCUAAUGGUAUCUCAUUGCCCCGCCAGCAUUAUCUCUGUCACUAUCGCUACCUGAUCCAGCAGUUUGGUGCACCAAAUGGCCUAUGUUUAUCACUUACCGAGUCAAAGCAUCGCAAGGCAGUCAAGGAGCCUUGGAGAAGAUCUAGUGGCUAUCUUGCACUAGGUCAAAUGCUUAAGUUUGCAGUGGGUCUCCUUGAUAAACCAUUACUGCCAUCUGAUGUUAUUGCUAUUGACCCUGACUCUACUUUUGAUGAUAAUCCUGAUGAGGAGAAUUAUCGAGAUGAUGGAGACUUGGAAGAUGCAAUUGCUGAUGAUCAGGAUGCUGAAAUCAUUAUCCAGCUGGCUAAAACACCAGCCCUUCAUUAUCCAAUUCGGUUACAGAGUAUUGGUCAACACAUUGGUGUUCCUCAUCUCCGUGACCUUGUAUGCCAAUUUCUACAUGACCAGCAAAAUCCCAACCAUCUCAUUCCUGGACAUGAAAUGGAUGUGUCCCUUUGUCCAGACUUCAAUGGCAAGGUGUAUGUUUUUCAUUCUGCAACUGCAUCUUUCUAUGCUCCUAGUGAUAUUUGUGGAGUUAAUGGUAUGCUGCAUUAUGUCAUCCGCUCAGCACCAACUUGGCAUAAUGGUCCUGCUCGUCAUGACUGUGUUUUCAUUGAACAUGAUCCUACAUUACCAGGUUUCCAAGGUCUAUAUGUUGCUCAAGUGAUUCUCUUUUUCUCAUUUUGCUUUCGUGGAGUGGAUUAUUCUUGUGCACUUGUUCGUUGGUUUGAAACUAUUGGUGACCAACCAUGUCCUAACACAGGUAUGUGGAUGGUUGAGCCAGAGUUUGAUGUCAAUGGCCAGCGUCUUAUUUCAGUAGUUCACUUGGAUACAAUUUUGCGUCCAGCACAUCUGAUUCCUGUUUAUGGCAAUCAUUUUGUAGAUCAUGAUAUCAAGCAUACUAUUCAUUGA